GGUCAGAGAUUUCGAGGACAAAGACCGGAGGCCCAAGGGCCCAAGACAGAGCCACAGAUCGCGGGGAUCCCUGGCCCAGGUCCUGCUCUUCAUCCCAGGCUCAAGGCGUCAGCUCAUCACCCGACGAUGUCCUUUCAGGAGCAGAGCGCAGAAGCGCAGGUGGACUCUGCAGAUGGGGAAGGGGCCGGAGCCCAGGGCAGCACAGAAGACCCAGCCCAAGAUGCCCUGGAGCCCAGCCUGAGCCCCUCCUCUCUCAGCUUGGCCGCAGCAGACCCAAGAGUGAAGUACUCAGAACCGCAGAAAUUCAGCUUUCACGACCGGGACCACAAAGUAUUGGUGCUGAACUGUGGGACCCUCAUAGCAGUUCAUAAAAAAGCCUUCACAAGCCCAGUGGGACCUUCCUGUGGCCUAAGAAGGAUUGAGUUUUCCAUUUUCAAUGUGAAGUGUUGA
Molecule: messenger RNA, 450 nt
Organism: Myotis davidii
Lineage: Eukaryota; Metazoa; Chordata; Mammalia; Chiroptera; Vespertilionidae
Product: interleukin-37
Exons: 4
Coding region: 127-450 (107 amino acids)
Source: RefSeq, a predicted model, not a curated record